AAGCACAUGAGGUUUCUCUAAAGGUGUAAAGAAUUUACUAACAUUCACAUUUCUGAUAAUCAUGCUAGAUGAUAGGCAUGUUUGAUUAUUGCGUUCUAAAAUUUUUCAAUGAGUUUGGCCAUGAACAAGGCGCAUUGCUUGAACUAAGUAGGUCACUUAAGGUUGAGAAGAAGAUCUCCUAUGUCAUAUUGUUGAGAAGGUGGCAAGAGGACAACAAAUCUAAAACAGAUGUAAGCUCACUUGCCAAAAAGGGGGCUAUUGUAGCCAACAACAAAAUUGCGAGUGGGAUGUUUAGAGGACAAAAGAUGGGAAGGAGAAAGAAGGUGUAGAUCAAUAGAUGAGGAAGAAGAUCGAUGUGUUUGUUCAUAGAAUAGAUAAUGGAUUUUGCAUGGGAUCUUUAUGGGCUUUUGUUUUAUAAUUAAUUCUAUAAAAGGCUUUGUGUUUG
Rubroshorea leprosula is the source of this 445-nucleotide messenger RNA. The record is from the annotation of a GenBank genome assembly. NCBI's taxonomy places the organism in Eukaryota, Viridiplantae, Streptophyta, Magnoliopsida, Malvales, Dipterocarpaceae.